UGUCAGGCGAGCCACAAGGACCGGUCUAGAAACUACUGCAUUUAAAUAUAUUAUUAUGGAAGUGUUACCCACAUAUAUGGAUGUGGAACACAGUAGAGCGUACAUUGACCAGUUAUAUUCAAAUGACUCACAGAAAUGCUUCCAGGCAGUAAGUGAAUUAAAGUUUGCUGUGAUUGGGAGUGUUCGUGAGAAAGGGUCCAUUAUUGAACAAGGAGUAGUAGUGCGAUUACUACAAAUCUUGCGUGCACCAGACUUGGAUAUCCUGCUCAAGACAGAAGUUGCCACAGUCCUGAACUCAUUGGCCAAAGGUCUUCCUGAACAUGCAGCAUCUCUUGUACAAGCAGGAUUGUUGCCUGUCCUUUGGGAACAACUUGAAGCAUGUGUAGGAGGAAGUGGCACAAGUGCAUAUACUCAGAUGAUCCUUUGCUGUUUGAGAUCAGUGUAUCGACAGGGGUGCGCACCUCCUCCGCCAUCCUGGGAUCAUAAGCUUCUUACCACACUUAUACAGCAUGGUUAUCACCCACCUUGCAACCAGGAGUGUGUUGCCAACAUCCUUGCUCAUGCCUGCAAGGUAUCCAGGACAUGUGAGCAGCAACAACAGUUGGUUGAUGCAGGAGGAGCUGAUUUAGUUGCCUGCAUGUUGUGUUCCCCAGUCUCCAGAGUGCAGCUUCCUGCUUUACACUGUUUGGCUGCCAUGUGUUACAACAAUGAAAGAGUAUCAUCCAUUAUAGCCACCAAAAGUUAUGGGGGGAAGGCUGUGCCAGACCUGCUAGUGGGACUGAUGGCUAGGGAUCGACCUCAGGACAUGCAGCUUGCUGCAGCCACCUCACUUACAUUUUUACAUCGUUCUGGAGCACUUUCAGCAGAUGACCCGAAGAUCAUAUUUAAGACAUUACAGUGUUUGGUACGAAUGUGUCGACGUGACCGAGAAGUUUGGGAACGGGUGGAGGCAGCCAACACGUUGGCGUAUCUAACAGAAGUGAGCACAGAACUGCAGAGAACAGCAGCCAUGACAGAUCAUCUGAUAGACACAAUGAAUGAUUACCUAAAAGAUACUACUUCAUCAACUGGUGCCAGUGUGCCCCAGGGAAUCUGUGGCUCACCUAUUUCUUGUCGACAAUAUGAUAAUCCGAGCACCUGGCCUGAGUUGAUGUUAGAAGCUGCUCUUAAGGUAUAUGCAUCUCUAAGCGCAAACGAUGAAGAUAUUCGACAAAGAGUCAUAAAAACUGAUGGUCUCAUGAACACCAUAGUCACAUCUCUCUCUGCAGCAUGCCCACCAGUCCAGCUGGCAGCAGUGAGGUGUCUACACUCCCUCUCAAGAUCUGUGCACACUAUCAGAACAACUUUUCAGGAUCACAUGGUGUGGAGACCUCUUAUGACAGUGCUGAAAACUUCCAACAAUGAAGAAUUAGUUACUGUGGCCUCCUCCACACUGUGCAAUCUUCUUCUUGAGUUUUCACCUUCUAAGGAGCACAUUCUGGACCAGGGAGCUGUGGAGUUUCUUUGUGGACUAACAAGACGACCACACCCAGGACUCAGACUAAAUGCUGUAUGGGCUUUGAUGAAUAUGGCCUUCCAGGCUGAGCACAGAGUAAAGGUUUCCAUUUUACAUCACCUUGGAACAGACCAAAUAUUUCGUCUGUUGUCAGAUACAGAUGUGCACAUCCUCAUGAAAACAUUAGGACUUCUACGUAAUCUUCUCUCCACCAAAGGGCACAUAGACCAAAUUAUGCAGUGUCAUGGAAAAGAAAUAAUGCAGGCCAUCAUUCUGAUUCUUGAAGGUGAACACUCAGCAGAAGUUAAGGAACAAGCACUCUGCAUCUUAGCUAACAUUGCUGAUGGAGACAUAGCCAAGUCUGCCAUCAUGUCAAAUGAAGAUGUCCUCAAGAAGCUAAUGAAUUAUAUGGUUAUACCAAAUGUAAAACUACAAAUAGCAGCAACUUUUUGUAUAAGUAAUCUCAUCUGGAAUGUGGAAGAAGGUGCAGCAGAAAGACAAAACAAGCUACGCGAGAUGGGUGUUUAUAAAUUACUACAAAACCUCAUGACAACAACUGAUACAGCAUUAUUUGACAAAGUGAAAAUAGCGUUGCAGCAGUUUCACUAAGUAUGGGAUUUUGGGUAUAGAUGAGUACUACAGAAUAGAUAAGUAUGGUUUUGAUAAACUGUAUUGUAUAGUGCUUGUGAUACCCAUAGUAUAUACAAGGAUUCUUUUAGGUUGUUUAAAUUUAACCCAAGCUACAAUAGUGAGGCCAUAGUUUAGAUAAAUUAUUAUAUUCUUGUGUAUAGUUUCCUUCACUUAUUGUGGGAAUGAAGUUUUUCAUUUAAUAUGAAAAGUUUGUCAUCCAGUGCUCAUGGUGUAUGUAAACAUGUACAUAUUUAUUAUUGUUAAGGAGGAGAAAUAGAUAAUAAUAUUUAAGUGAUAACAUUUUUAUCUUUAUUUUUGUGAAUGCAUGUAAAAAGGAAAUUAUGGGAAUUACAAAGCAAUAUGUAUAGUUAGUGUUGCUUGUUUAUAUUUUAGUUUUAGGAUUUGAGAAUUUUUGUUCAUGCAAUGCUAAAUAAAGUACAGUAUACCAAUUAUCACAUAUUGUGCAGGACUCCACUUUUAGUGUGGUUUUGGUUGUUUUAGGAUUGUAUGAAUAAGAAGUGUUAAUUCUGACAAACCACAGUGCAGAAGUAGAAUGAAAAUUGUGUGCUAUAUUUGCUCAUUUGAAAAGAUAUACUUUCAGACUGUUUUCAAUUCUUAUAUUUUUUCUGCCUCACUCCUGGUCAUUAUGGUACAGUAUAUGCCUUGUAGGUCUAUAUUGGCUCUGAGGCUAGACAGAUUAUCCCUUUAGUAAGUUAAAGAAUUUUAAAAUGAGUGUACAUGCCCCGUAUCAACUUUUCUCAGCUGUAACACAUAUUGAACUCCCCAGUCUUGCCUCUACCUUAGGUCAUCAGUGCCCUCACAUUAUACCUUGGCUGCCCAAGAAUCCUUUUUGACAGUGAAUAAUCUGAAUUAUAUCUCUUACCAUACCCUCUUUAGCCCUUCAGUGUUGACUUUAACCAUAACAUUUUUUUAUUGGAUUUUUAGAGACAACCUUUCUUGUUUUUCAUUGCAUACAUGAAGUCUAGUAUUCAAAUUAAGCAGUGACAAUUAGGUUUGCUUCUUUCUCACAUAUCCUUUAACAUUUUAAAUUUAAUGUUGCCUGAUUCUACGGCUGAUGUGGGGCGUGAGGUUCCUACUGUAGAAGAGAUACCCAUGUCAUUAUAACAUAACCUAUUAGGGGACCUAAUAGAUUCUAUUCUCCCAUUCAUGAUCAUUAUCAAAGUCAUCUUUAUAUGUUUUGAUAUAGGGUAUAUGUAUAUAAUGCAGCAGUAGUUAAGAGUACAGAUGUUAAUAUGAGUUUGACUUUAAGUCCUGUUUUAUAUGAUUCUUUUACUGAGAAUUGAAGUGUGCUUGUUCCAACUCUUCAGUAUGGAUAUGAAUGUAAACCAUUUCUGUGGCACAGAUAUCAAAACUGUGAUCAGUAGAAGUGAAUAAUCUAUUCAGUACAGUAUUAUAGAACGGAGAGAAUUGAUAAAGUAAUGAAUGUGAGAAUGCUUUGGAACAUUUGGAUGAAAAUAUAUUGAGAUGAUAUAGUCAUUUAGAUUUCAUGAUCAAUAGGCUGUUGUGCAUGAUUUAUUGUAGUAUAGGGGUAGGUAGGAGGGGGGAAGAUGUAGACUGCAUUUAUAAUGAUGUGCUUCAAUAACUGAGAUAGGAAAUCCAGGAAUAUGCUUGGGGAGUGACAAAGAGACUGUGCACCUUACAAAAGAAUUGUGUAUGAAUGUAAAACGAUGAGGACAAAUAGAAAUCUAACUAAAACCAAUUGGCAAAUAGUAGUCCACACUGUCUUAACAUUUUUGGAAGGUUAAUUGAUUUGAGUUGAAUUUUUACUUAUAUGGGUCAGCGCUCCUGUUGACACUGUUUUGUUGGAUUUGUAACUAAUACAGCUCUAGUUAAAAUGGAGAAAUUGAUGUUGAUUUACCUUUGUUCAGGUACUCAGAUGGAUUUCUCAUAAAGUAGAAUUAUAGUUGUUCUUGAGCAUUUUUUCUAAUGCUAAAAUAAAAGUGCUAUUGAUUGUUCACAUAAUUAGUUGGUUUCUAUUGUCUUCUAUCCUUAGUACUAGUAUGUUGUUUUGAAUUAAAAGAUUACCUCAUUCUCUUGAUUAAAUAAGAUGCAUGUAUCUAACUUAAUUCAAAAUUACUUUGUAAUUUUAUCUGUACCAUUCCUUAGAGCAGAACUGCUUCAUCCUGUGUGGUAUCUUUAUUUUCUCUUCUUCAGAUGUUUUUUUCCUUAGUUGUAGUAAUUGGGUCCUUCAGGAGGAACUUAGCUUCUAACUUAAUGUUAGCUAUAGUAAAACUGUGAUUUUGGUUUGGGUUUUGAUUAAAUGAAAUACUGUAAUAAAAUAACAGGAUGUGGUCUUGCUUUCUCACUUGUACUGUAAAGUCCUUCUUCCUUCCUUUAGCUUUGCUUUCCUACCAAGCAUUUAUCAUGACUGCACAAAUAACAAAGAAGCAAAACAGUUUGUAGUGCAAAACUUUUUUGUUUCAAUUUGGGAGGGCCAUUAGGGUGUUUCAUGCCAGGUCUUGACCCAUGGUUCCAUUUUCAGACUACAACACAUUCAAAAAAAUUAUUAGUAUACAUUCUUAUUUAGUUACAGUAUUAGAAAUUCCUGCAAAUUAAUUUUGGUGACCACUUUAAGACAUUCUACAGUAGUACACUAUGUAUAAGAUGAUUAUUAUGUCAUUAUUCUGUCUCAUGCUUAGCUUUCUUAAUAAAUUAAAUUCGAAAAAUUACAUUAUUACACCAAACUUAUUUCACAUGAGCUGGAAUUUCUAGUAGAAUCCUCCUUACACUGUCUGGGUAUUGGUGAGUGAGUUAUACAAAGAGUUAAAUAUUUUAUUAACUAUCUGUGUGGAGAAAUCUUAGUGCACAGUUAGCGACUAAAGAUCCAGCUGUGAGUACCUCUAGAAGGUGCUGUGUCUUGGUACACUUGCCUAGAUCUGGAAACCACCUUUGGAGGUGUCAAUAUGGUCAGGCAGUAGAUCAGAGAGAAGAAAGUGCCAGAGGUCUCCAUUUUUUUUUCUCUCUCUGGCGCUUUAUCCACUAUGGUCGUACGUGCCUUACAUGUUCAGCAGCCUCCUUCCCACUCUUUUUCUUUAUUGAAGGGAUAAUAUGUAUAGUGAGGGACCUUAUGUAAGUUCAUGAUCUAGUACAUUUGAGGAAGAAUACAGUAUAUAAAGUACAGGUAUACCUUUUUUUAGAAUUUAUUGCAAUACACCAAGUUAACAUGUUUUAAGAAGUGAGAUGACUUAAUUUAGGAAAGUAAACAGUGAGUGCAAAGAAGUUAAGAAAUGUAUUCCAGAUGAUCUGCAGUGUCGGUACAGUACAUGUGAACAGUAUUCUUUGCGUGUCCACUUUUUAUCCCAGUGUUUGCUUCUCAAGCUUCAGAUCAUUUCACUUCUUAUAUAGCUAUUAAAAUCAGGAAUUGUAUUUAUUCAUAGGUUGGAAAUGUUAAGAUACAAUUUAACCCUUUCAUGAGUUAGUAUGUAUAUAUCUCUUCCUUUUAUGUCAAGAAUAUAAAGAGAAUAAAUAGGAUUUAUGAUCCCAGUUUCCACCAUAAUUUGUGGGUUUGAGUGCUCUGUGCACAAUAGAGACCUUAGUCCUCAAGAUACAUAAUUAUGUUCCAGUAAAAUUAUCUCCUCACCCACAAGCCACAGCUCAGCUUGACAAGGCACUUGUUCAUUUCCUUGAAAAUUGUGCUGUUAAUAGCCAAAGGUAAAACAAAUAUAAUUACAUUGAUUUGAGUGAUAGCUGUAUAAAAUAAGGAAGGCUCAUUGGGGUCUAAAAUAUUGUCAACAUCCCGUUCGACUCUGCCAUAAUACAACGUAGCGAAUUCCCCUUACCCAUACAGUACAAACUUCUGAGUUUUUUUUGUUUUGUUUUUCUAAGUACUGUACUGUUUAUAAUAUUUAAGUAUUUUAAAAAGGUGAUUUGUGUCUUUUUGUAACCUGGUGAAUACGGCCUUUAUAAAUGUACUCAUUCAUGAAAGGGUUAAAACCAUUGGGGCUAAUUCCUGUUCACAUUUGUAGGAAUUUAACUAAAAAGUUGUUCUUUUGAGGACAAAUGGUAUUACUGUAAUAAUUUUAAUUACACACAAAAACUAAGUUAUGUUUAACGGUGUAUGGGCAUGUUUCCUCGCCAUAUUCUGUAUACAGCUCCUCCCCGACUUACGACCUACUUGACUUACGACCUGCCUCGGUUGUACCAAAAUUUUGUCAAAUUACUUAUUUUUGAGUCCUAACGUCAGUACACAGAGAAAAUUUUCGUUU
Molecule: messenger RNA, 6351 nt
Organism: Homarus americanus (American lobster)
Lineage: Eukaryota; Metazoa; Arthropoda; Malacostraca; Decapoda; Nephropidae
Product: armadillo repeat-containing protein 8-like
Exons: 13
Coding region: 56-2104 (682 amino acids)
Biological process (GO): proteasome-mediated ubiquitin-dependent protein catabolic process
Cellular component (GO): GID complex
Molecular function (GO): protein binding
Source: RefSeq, a predicted model, not a curated record